AAUGGCUGGCUUUUUCUCUAAUCCAUUUCAACAAAAGAAGCCUAUUAAAAGAAGGAGCCGUGUCUUGAAUGGUUUGGAUUGUAUUGUUCCUAAUUCUGAGGAAGAACUUGCUCUACACCCAAAGAAACUUGAUGAGUUAAAACAAUGGUUCAGAACAAAAAUGGGCAUUUGUCGGGGAUCAAAAACUUUAUUGCUAACAGGCCCCAGUGGUUCUGGAAAAAGGACAGCAGUAAGGGUUAUUGCAGCAGAACUUGGAAUUGAAGUAACAGAAUGGGAUUGGACAGAUGAUUGUAAUAAUUUAAAUAAUAAUCGAAGACGUUCUUUCUCUGCUGAAGGAUUUGCACAAUUUUUGAAUGAUACACAAUUUAGUUCAAUUCAACGAAUGUCUUUAAAACAUCGAUUAUUACUUAUUAGUCAAUUGCCUAGCGAAUUUUUAAAUGAACCAAAACUUUUACAUCAAUUAUUGGCCAAUAAAAUUUCCCUUUCUCGAUGUAUAAUUGUUUUUGUACUUCCAAAUGUGGAUUCUUGUUGGUCUCUUAGCCCUUUUAGAAUUUUUCCUCAAUCAAUUUUGGAUGUGUUAGGAAUUGAACAUAUUAAAUUUAAUCCAAUUUCAAUUUCCCUUUUAACUAAUGCCCUUCAAAGAGCUUCCAAAAAACUUUGUAAUUCACAACAAGGAAUUGAUGUUAAAAAUAUUGCUAAUUCUUCCAAUGGGGAUAUUAGACGCGCAAUGAAUUUAUUACUUUUACAUUAUAGACAACAAAAUUCCAAAAUAAUUGAAGGAAAUUCGGCAAAACGUCCAAGAUUAGAAAAAUUAUCAAAUAAUAAUUCUCAACAACCUUUAAUUUCCUUCUUUUCUUCUCAUUUUGCUUCAGAUCAAUUAGAAUUAUUUCAUUUUAUUGGAAAAAUAAUGUAUGCAAAAAGGGCUGAAAAGCCAACAGAAAAAUGGUUGGAGAAUGAAUCUAAAUUAAAUUUUAAUUUAAAAAGAAUUUAUGGACGUCCAUUACCUCCAAAAGAUGAUUUAAAUAAAUUAAUUGAAACAUCUCCAAUAUCUCCACAAUUGUUAUCUUCUUAUUUAUUUGAACACGAACCUCGUUUUGGCCCAUCAAUUAAAUCAAUUUCUAAAAUUCAACAAAUUAUUUCCAAAUUAGAUGUGCUUAUUUCAAGUAAUUAUGAACAAAGAAAUCAAAUGGAAAAAUAUAUGAUUGAUUUAUCUGUUCGGGCAUCACUUUUUCACAAUUAUCGACCAUCUACUGGAGGUUUUGUUUUUUUUUAA
Molecule: messenger RNA, 1273 nt
Organism: Meloidogyne enterolobii
Lineage: Eukaryota; Metazoa; Nematoda; Chromadorea; Rhabditida; Meloidogynidae
Source: the annotation of a GenBank genome assembly